AUGGUUGGGUUGGGGGUUCAGGACCGCCGAGCCGAGAUGGUGACGGGUGAUAUGGUACAGAUCAGGGAUUUACACGAUGUCCCCACACCGACCCUUCCAUCCCACUCCAGUCCCACUCCAAUCAAUCUUUUCGCUACUUCUCUUCUACUAGUACACUAACUGCAUCCUCUAACCCCCUGUUCCCAACGAGUAGCAAAAGUGGAGUUCGUUUCUUUGGGUAUAUGAUGCGUUAAAACUUCCGGAAUCACAUCUUCCGAGUAUCAACAACCCAAUGAAGGCGUCUGCCUUUGAU
Molecule: messenger RNA, 292 nt
Organism: Periconia digitata
Lineage: Eukaryota; Fungi; Ascomycota; Dothideomycetes; Pleosporales; Periconiaceae
Source: the annotation of a GenBank genome assembly